Globicephala melas (long-finned pilot whale) is the source of this 3736-nucleotide messenger RNA. RefSeq names its product chromosome 11 C6orf132 homolog (gene C11H6orf132). NCBI's taxonomy places the organism in Eukaryota, Metazoa, Chordata, Mammalia, Artiodactyla, Delphinidae. The record is from RefSeq and is a predicted model, not a curated record.
GCGCCCGCAGCACCUGUCUCCCGGUGCGUGGGCGGGGAGGACGGCGCGAGGGCAUGGCCUGGUAGAGGCCCCUGGGCAGACGGUGAGGAGUCCAGUCCGGAGCAGGGCAGGAGGCGGAGGGACGUUCCUCCCCGGCGCCUGCUCGGCCGGCGGCAGCAUGAAAAAGAACCCGACGGUGCAGGGCACCUUCAGCAAACUCUUCGGCAAGAAGCACGCCAACCCUCCCGCCACCUCCCUCUACGCCACCAACCCCCCCUGGAUUUUCACCCAGGAGGCCCCGUCGGAGGGGACCCGGGACUUCGAUGGGAUCUAUUUUGGAGACAACCGAGCUGACACAGUGAGUGAGUCGGGAACCGCCACACUGAAAGCUCGGCCAAGAGUCCGGCCCCUGCUGACCUUUCUUCCACUGGAUGCCCAGGAGAACCAUGGACUGGCUGUGCCCCCCCCCUCUGUCCCAGACAGCUUUGCAGACCAACAAAUGACAGGCACCAGCAAGCUUAUCAAUGGCAACCUCCGAUUAUACAGCUCUGUGGGGGACCUGAGGCCUGGGCACUAUGGCCAGGACUUGCUCAUCCCCCCGCCACCCCCGGGCCCAGCCCCGGCACCACCCCCAGACGCUCCGCAGCCUCAGGAGGAGCCCUCACCACCACCUCCACCUUCCACGGCUCCCCCGCCUCCCCCGCUGCUGCCGGAACCCCCGUCCCCGCCCAGCAUGGCCCCACCUCUGCCCCCAGUGAUGGGGGCCCUAUCCACCGCACCCCGCCUUCCCUCCCCAUCCACACCCACCCCUCCGGACUUCAUUCCCCCUGCGCCCCCCCUACCCUUUUCGCCAGCCCCAGCUCCCCCAGCUCCAGUGUCUCCUCGUACACCGGGGACUCACCCCUUCCCCGCUGCGGGUGUCACCAAGUGGAAAUCAGAGGUAGCGCUGAGUGACAGGCAGCCAGAGGUCCCCAGAGGCAGUCCCCCCAGGAGCCCUGCUGAGCCCAAGGGGAGCCUCCUGGGACCGGAGACCCACCUCACCUUCCCCAGCUCGCUCAAGGUGCCUCCCCCAACCCCAGUCAGGACUUCAUCCAUCUCCUCUCAGGAAGCACAAGGGGCUCUUCCUGAGGAAAGAGAGGCCACCAAGAAGGCCCCCAGUCGACUCCCACUGCCUCCCAGCUUCCACAUCCGCCCCGCGUCCCAGGUCUACCCCGACAGGGCCACUGAACCAGACCAUCCCGAGGAGCCCAGGGCUACGGCACCAGCCCGUCCGAGGCCGGGCCAGUCCCAGGCCUGGACAAGCGAACAAGCCGAGACUCCACCUCCAGCCCCUCCCCCACCCCCUCCUCCACUCCCACUCCCUCCCCCGGCCCCCCCCCUGCCCCCAGCUGCCCCUCCUUUGCCAUCUGCUGAGAAGGCAGCCCCUCCCCCGGCUGGGGUUAUGAAAAGACCCAAGUCCAGCUCUCCUGCUCCCAAACCCAAACUUGACCCCCCCAGCCCAGAGGACACAGCCUCUUCAGAGUCCGUGGACUGGUGGGAUCCCAGCCAGAUGGCAAAGCUGCGGAACGAGCUGUCAGCCUAUCUCUGUGGCUCCAAGAGAGAGGACCGGUUUGCCAGUCAUAGACCAGGCCCAACUGCAUCCUCUCAGGGAAAGGAGAGCCAGAAGGGCCCCAGCCUGCCAGAGAAGGAGGCGCCCCCAAGUGUUCCUGAGGAGAGUCCUUGCAGCCAGCCAGAGAGGAAGGCUGCCGCCAGCCUGACCCUCCCUCCUUUGGACUACAUCCCCCAAGACCCGCCAGCUCCUAGCAUCCGGCAGAUCCGGGAUAAGCUGGAGGCCCAGCUUUCCUCAUCAGCAGAGAAGGAAGCCAAGCCCAGCAGAGGGUCUCUGCCUCCCAAACCUCAGCUAGAAGGGGUAAGAAUCUUUGAAAACAGGGCUGAUAAUGGCAAAUUCUCCAAGCCCGCGGCCAAGAAUCUGCCACCUCUAUCCACCACCCCUCUGCCAACCACACCACUCCAGUCCAAGGCCACGCCUGGACCAGCCAUACCACCCAGGGCCACACCUGAGCCAGCCACACCUGGACCAGCCACACCACCCAGGGCCACACCGGAGCCAGCCACACCUGGACCAGCCACACCACCCAAGGCCACACCGGAGCCAGCCACACCUGGACGAGCCACACCACCUAAGGCCACACCGGAGCCAGCCACACCUGGACCAGUCACACCACUCAAGGCCACACCUCUGCCCACCACAUCAUCCCAACUGAUAGCAGAGAAGAACCUAGUCCCAGCUGGACAGUGGGAGAAGCCAGAACAUCAAGAAGUUGCAGUGCCCUCCAAGCCAGAGGCAGGAGGGCGCUCCUCAGAGACCAGUAAGCCUACACAGGGAGCCCUCUCAUCUCCAGCCCUCCCCGCAAAGAUAUCCCCUGGCCGAGAAGAGGUGCCGUUUCUCUAUAAGCCCCAUCGCAGCCAGAACAUCCCCAGCAGAGAUGUGGCCGUGGUGACGCCCACCCUGUCCAGAGGAGAGGCGGUAGGGUCAUGGGAGCCUGUGGAGGUGAAGGAGCCCCGGAGGCUGCCAGCCAACCCCCCUGCCUCAGCCCAGCCUGCUGAGGAACUCCUCAGGCAUCCAGUGACAGGGCAGGUGGUGGAGCAGGGCUCCCCGAUGGCUCUGCUCCUUGCAGCCAGGCAGAGGGCACAGAAGGGGAGGUCCAGAGGGGCUGCCCUGGGCCAGUCCUCCCUGCCAGGGAGUCUCCGUGGCCACAGCCAGCCCGGGGCAGGCUCUGACACCAUCUUCUACAACGACGGCCAGCCCAACUCCUUCACAGUGGUCCCCAAGGUACCCAAGGAGACUGAGAAGGACCCCCAGCUAAACUUGCCAGGACAGCCCAAGGUACCCAGUCAGUGGAAGCCCCAGCCCCGCGGAGACCCAGAGGGCACGGAGCCCAGCCGCGGGUACAGCUGGACAAAGACGGAGCCGCAGGCCCCCGUGGCUUGGGAAAGACCAGUGCCCUCCAGCCUCCCCCAGGGCUGCCUGCUGCCCAAGUCCUCCUCUUCCCCUCCUUCUCCUUCCCACAAGAGGGAAGAGGAGUUCAACUUUGAGGUCAUCCCACCGCCACCAGAAUUCAGCAAUUACCCUGAGCCCCCGCCCCGCGCCCUGCAGUAUCUGGGGCGCCGGGGUUCCCCUCCCCAGAACAACUUCUCAGACUUGGGGCAGCUCGCGGACGCGGGCCCCGCUCGCGGCUCCUCGCGCUUUUCCGCCAGUGCGGGCCCCGCCGGGGCCUCCAUGGGCCUGGGCCGUUUCUCGGGCGGGGGCCGUUCGCUUAUCAAGAAGCGCCUGUACGUCGUCGGGGAGACCCACCGCAGCCCCAGGCUGCCCCGGGGCGGCAGUGGCCGCAGCCCGACCUCCCCUAGCUGCUUCGGGCCGCAUCCCAGAGGGCCCUUCGCAGCGCCCGGAGGACCGGAGAUGCGGCGCGUCAACUCGACGGGCCGCGCGCCCCCUGCCGGCCUGCACGCGCGGAAUAUGCCCCUGGAGGGCGGCCCCCGCGGAGAGGCCAAGUACAAAGCGCCCGGCGGCGGCGACUGCGGCUGCGCCCCGGCUACCCGCAGGUCUCCCCACAGCAACCCCCACUAUGGAAGCUCCAUCAACACAUUCACCGUGAGGCCUGGGACCCACCAUCCCAUCUCCUAUGCCUACUCGGGGGCCCAUCGGAAGGCCCCAUCCUGAGCCCAGGGUUUUCUCAGUUCCUCUCCAAGGGGUCGG